Messenger RNA from Mytilus trossulus (common blue mussel), 567 nucleotides. RefSeq names its product complement C1q-like protein 2. Bases 11 to 553 code for a protein of 180 amino acids. The transcript is spliced from 3 exons. The record is from RefSeq and is a predicted model, not a curated record. NCBI's taxonomy places the organism in Eukaryota, Metazoa, Mollusca, Bivalvia, Mytilida, Mytilidae. Gene Ontology annotation, molecular function: protein binding.
AGUAAGCACCAUGAAGACGACAAUACAAUUUAUCUUUGCCUUUCUAACUAUGGGUGUUUGUAUUUCAGGAGACUGUAAUGCUGGUCAUGGAAAAACAACAUGUAUCACAGAAGAUCUACUUCAGAUGUUCAUAAGAGUUAACAGACAAAGUGACAUAAAACCAGGACGAAAGGAGAGAACUGCUUUCCUGGCCUUCUUGAAAAAUAAUCCAGUUUUGUCUAACAAUGUGAUAAAGUUUGAUGAUGUAGAAACAAAUAUUGGACACCAUUACAAUCCAACCACUGGAGUUUUCACAGCACCUAAAAAUGGUCUUUAUAUAUUGUCUUCUAUGAUUAUGGCAUAUGGAGGUACCACAUUUCAUUAUGAAUGGCGAAAGAAUGAUGCUGUCUUUUCUAACGGAUAUACUAACAAAACCAGCAGUGGUUCUCAAUCUCAGACAUUCAUCGUAGAACUGAAGAAAGGGGAUCGCAUUUACAUAAAGCACAGAAUUUCAAGUGGUGAAAAACUACACGGCGGACGUAAUUCUUAUUUCAGUGGCUACCUUUUACAAUAAAGGAAUAAAAACAU